This is a messenger RNA of Strongylocentrotus purpuratus (purple sea urchin), 1596 nucleotides long. RefSeq names its product RUS1 family protein C16orf58 homolog. The transcript is spliced from 14 exons. The record is from RefSeq and is a predicted model, not a curated record. NCBI's taxonomy places the organism in Eukaryota, Metazoa, Echinodermata, Echinoidea, Camarodonta, Strongylocentrotidae. The coding region runs from base 254 to 1357 and encodes 367 amino acids.
GGACACGUUGAUAUGUCGAGAAACUUACGGAUCUAAGUCAGAUCCAAGAGACUAUUUGUGUAAAAAUGAUGGCACAAUAUCAGAGUCACGAUCCGGUAACAGAGGGCUGUCAUCUAUUCUGCACUUCUUACGGGUUGUAUUUCUACCCCAAGGGUAUCCAGACAGUGUGAGCAAGGACUACCUAGAAUACCAGAUAUGGGACACUGUACAGGCUUUCAGUAGCAGCAUCACAGGGACCCUGUCAACCCAUGCCAUGCUGAAGGGUGUAGGAGUAGGAGAUGAGUCUGCCUCCGCUGCUGCUGCUACCAUCACAUGGCUACUCAGGGAUGGCACAAGUAUGACUGGCAGAAUCGCAUUUGCUUGGUACCAAGGGUCAAGCCUGGAUAGUGAUGCAAAAAGAUGGAGAUUGUUUGCAGACAUCAUGAAUGAUGCGGCAAUGUGUAUAGAGCUUAUCUCCGUUUUCUUUCCGCAGUACUUUGUCAUCAUUGCAUGUGUGUCAUCACUUUUCAAAUCGAUGGUAGGGGUCGCCGGGGGCGCAACGAGAGCCGCUCUCACCAUGCAUCAGGCUCGGAGGAACAACAUGGCUGAUGUGUCUGCCAAGGAUGGUAGCCAGGAAACAUUGGUGAAUUUAGCAGCUCUUUGUGUAGGCCUCAUCAUAACUCCAAUAGCUUCAAAAAACAUUCUACUGACAUGGUCUCUUUUCUUUCUCUGCACCUGUCUCCAUCUCUACGCCAAUUACCGGGCGGUGACGUGCGUCGUCAUGGAAACGCUGAAUCAGAACAGGUUCCACAUCCUGGUCCAGGACUACCUCCACAGUUCUCAUUUCAGCAUGUCUGGACCUGAUGCCGUGAAUAGUAGAGAACCUGUUAUAUGGAGGCUCUCAAGACCUCUGAAGCUCAAUCUUGGUGUGCCAUUCCGUACAGUAGCCAAAAGCAUGAGGGACAUUGAGAUGUGUUUACAAAGCAAUGGACAGGAAAAGUUUUUGUUGAGUUUGGAUGUGAAAAAAGGUUGUAUUGAUAUUGUAAUACAUCAUGAUAGUACAUCAGAGGAUUUUAUCAAAGCAUGUCUACAGGCUGAAAUCAUCAUGUAUACUACAUUCCAUCUCCAUGACAACAGGGCGCAUGGUGACAAUUUGUCUAGAGAACUGACAGAUAUCUUAGAAAGAGGUGUGUACAUGAACAGAGACGAUGCCUGGCAAGCAGUCAAGGUGUCCGGCCAGAUAUGCAACAAACUCUUCCCAAGGUUCCUUCAUGACCUAGGUCAAGCUGGCUGGGUCAAAGGUCAUUCACAGCUGGGCGCCGAUGAAUGGAGAGCAACGUGGAGUAUCAGUGGGGUCGAUGCCAGGAAAGUGUUCUAAAGUACAGAUCGUAGGUCAACACAAGGCAAUGUCACAGGGUUCAUGAAUAUUCAUGAGAAUAUAGGCAGGCAUUGUUGAACUUUGUAAACAGUUUUGAUUUCUGGGUACGGGGGCGUGAAGUCAUGUGACCCCUAUCUCACGUUACUCCUUUUGGUAUCUCAUUCCAUAUGCAUUUCCUUGUAUAUUUUUCCUUUCUUAAUCUUUUUGUUAUCUUUGUUAUCCUUUAUUUCAUCCUUCUA